AUGGCUCCCAUCCCAGGUUCAGACCAUGUCCUCCUUUCUCGGAAGGAAAGGAACAACGAGGCCGACGAAGAGACAGGGAUGCUCUUCGUCUACUUGAUCUUCGGAUCACUGCUGGCUGCGCUCGCCCUCGCGGCGGGCUACCUCUUUUUCAAGAAGUGUGUGAGGCCCAAGCUUAAGGCUAGGCGUCGGGAUGGCUGGGAGAAGUCUGAUGGCCCUCCGCUUAAAGUGAUCGAGGGAAAGGAGCCUGCGAGACCUGAGUCAGCUCAUGUGGCGGGUCAUGAGAAGCAGGCGGAGGUUGACAGGAUCACCACUGACCUGACCGAGGACUACAUGAGGAAGUCGACGGUACUCAUGGGUUCUCGUUAG
Penicillium bovifimosum is the source of this 366-nucleotide messenger RNA. RefSeq lists its product as uncharacterized. The record is from RefSeq and is a predicted model, not a curated record. Bases 1 to 366 code for a protein of 121 amino acids. NCBI's taxonomy places the organism in Eukaryota, Fungi, Ascomycota, Eurotiomycetes, Eurotiales, Aspergillaceae. The transcript has 3 exons.